ACCAAAUUUUGUGCGUAAAGAUGUCUUAACACUAGUGAACGACUGUUUAAUACUGGCAAUUUGCAUUGUGAUCCUCAAAAAUCUCAGAGUAAUAGUGAUUCAAAUGCUUCACGCCAGUCACCAGGGAAUGACCCGAAUGAAAUCACUUGCCAGAUGUUAUGCUUGUUGGCCAAAUAUUGAUAAAGAUAUUGUAGGCGUUGUUCGUAGUUAUUCCAAAUGG
Dicrocoelium dendriticum is the source of this 220-nucleotide messenger RNA. The record is from the annotation of a GenBank genome assembly. Lineage: Eukaryota; Metazoa; Platyhelminthes; Trematoda; Plagiorchiida; Dicrocoeliidae.